Messenger RNA from Salvelinus sp. IW2-2015, 2231 nucleotides. RefSeq names its product EF-hand domain (C-terminal) containing 2 (gene efhc2). NCBI's taxonomy places the organism in Eukaryota, Metazoa, Chordata, Actinopteri, Salmoniformes, Salmonidae. The record is from RefSeq and is a predicted model, not a curated record. Gene Ontology annotation, molecular function: alpha-tubulin binding. Gene Ontology annotation, biological process: cilium-dependent cell motility; regulation of neuron projection development; mitotic cytokinesis. Gene Ontology annotation, cellular component: microtubule; mitotic spindle; axoneme.
CUCAAACGGGAAGGACGAAAGAACUUCUCACUAGUUGGACGGAGAUAUAAAGUAUAUUUAUAUCCAAAUUAAUGCCACCAUGGCACUGCCGAUGCUGCCUGGAAAUUCUCUCAACAAAAACUUGGGGAAAAACAAAUUCCACAAGUCCCAGCAUUUUGACUAUUCGAACGGGGUCCGUAUGAUGGUGGGCUCAGGGAAGCCAGGCAUUGGAGGGGAGUUGCUGUUGGGCCAGAAGUCUCAACCAAACUAUUCUAUCUUCCCCAAUGGAGAGGGCAGUGACACUCCAUCAUGGGUGGCCUUUGACAAGCAGGUGCUGAGCUUCAAUGCGUUCUUCCAGGAGGCUGUGCCUCAGAAGCGAGAGGAGAAGUACCGCGUCAGGAAGUGUAAGAUCUAUUUCUACCUGGAAGACGACACCAUCCAGGUGGUAGAGCCUGAAUUAAAGAACAGCGGAAUACCACAAGGAACGCUGAUUCGUCGGCACCGCAUCCCACUGCCCCCUCCAGAUGGUGAGUGCUUCUACACGGUGCACGACUUCAACAUCAACCAGCAGAUGGUGCUGUACUCACGCAUUUUCAUGGUCACCGACUGUGACCCCUUCACCAGAAACUUCCUCAGGAAGAUGGGGGUGCGACUCAACCCCCCCAACUCCACUCCCCUGGACCCUUACAGCAACCUACGACAAGAGAUGGAGAAGAGUAUGAAGCCACUGCGUCCAUACGAGAGGCUGGACACGCUCAAGCAGUUCCUGGACCACGACCGCAAUGUGCUGCGGUUCUACUGCCACUGGGACGACUCAGAGAACAUGUUUGGGGACCCGCGCGAACUCACCCUGCACUACUUCUUGGCCGAUGACACCAUAGAGAUCAGGGAGGUCAUCUACCCCAACUCAGGCCGGGAUGCCACCCCCAAGUUUCUGCACCGUAGCAAGCUGCCCAAGCAUGCUCCCAGCCCCAAGCGUCAGCCCGGAGAUAUCACAGACCGUACGGUGCUCAACGUCUUUGGUCCUAUGGGCCAGGGAGGACGCUACAUCCUGGACAGCCUCAAAACAGGUGCGGUCCAUGAGCAGUUCUAUAAGGACAGUGACCUGACUCUGGGGGGCAUGGUCAACGUGUGGGGACGCAGGGUGGUCAUCUGUGACUGUGACAACUUCACCAAAGAGUUCUACCGCUCCAAAUAUGGCAUUGAGGACUUCAGCCCAGUACAGUACAAGGCACCUCUGGCCCCUAAGCCCCCCAGGCCUGUACCUCCCUACAAUGGCUUUGGCUCUGAAGAGGACUCACUGUGCUCCUGCCAGGGCCUGCUGCCCAAACCCCCACAGAAAGACUUCCGCAAGCUCAUGGAGAAAGACAGGUGUUUGGCGGGUAAGUUCCUUGAGCGUGGCAGAGUGAAGAAGCCUGGUCAGAAGUUGUUUAAGAGUGAGAUAUCCCAGUAUUUCAGUGCCCAGGACCUGUAUGUAGGAGCCAGGAUCAACCUCAACAACCAGGGCUUCCAGCUGAUCGAUGCUGAUGAGUACGCCUUCAACUACAUGGAGCAACAGCCUGAGGAGUUCCAGGGCUAACAUGGGCUCCAUCUCAGUAAGAUCCGCUCCAUCCCUGAGGACAAACAGAAUGAGAUUAAACAGUUCCUCACCCUCAGUGACCCUGGAAACACUGGACAUCCCUACGAACCCUUCAGGGGCCUGUUGGUGGGUCUGGAGUGUGGUCUGUCGGAGCAUGAGGUGAUGAUGCUCGGUCGUUGUUUCUGUGAGCGCCAGCAGCCCGAGGCAGAGGUGGGCCUCAUGCUGGCUGUGGCUCAGGACCACCUACGCAAGAAACACUUUGAGAGCUUCUCCGACAUGACCAGAGCCUUCACACACGAGGACCGACACAGGACUGGUCAUCUCUCCACCAAGGAGGCCAGGACCAUCUGUAAGGCCUUCCAGCUGCCACUGGCUGAGGACCUGUUGAGGGCCCUCCUCAAGAAGUUUGAUGCAGGCUCUGAGGAGAUGGACUACCAUGCCUUUCUGGCAGGGAUCAACUGGAGAGAGAACCCUGCUUCCCCUGUCCUGCCUGAUGACGCCCUGAAGUUUAACGUGGACUGGAGCAGGGAAGCCAGAGGCCCAGAGGUGAAGAGCAUCAACUACACUGUCCUUCUGGAAGACGUGUUCGGUAGUGUCAACACCAACUCUAACCAACCCAACACUCUAACCAACCCAACACUCUAACCAACCCAGCACUCUAACCAACCCACAC